CUCCCAUCAUGCAUUCUCUCUUGCAUCCUGCUUCACUCCAACAGGAUGGCUCAGAUGAGUACCAUCAUGGAUCUUCUAAGAUCAUGAUUAAAAUCUGAACACACCAAAUUUGAUGCAAUAAGUUCUUUGAGGAAUAUUGAGAAUCGUUUGCAUGCAAAAUGGGAGAAUUUGGUAAAGAAAGAUUACAUUCUGUCAUCAUCAACAAGCACCGAAAUGGACCAGUCACCAGCAAGUCAAAGGUUCAAGCAUCUUCUACCAUGGAAACACAUCUUCAUGAAAAAGCCCAUUUUGGCAAGGUUUCAGCUGUUGUGAGUUCACGAACUCAUUCGCGCUGCAAUACCUGUCUAGAAAACAAAAACAACAGUUGCCAAACAGUUCGUUCAAGAACCAAACUGAUGAAGAUCUUGAUCGAGAGAAAAAAGCCACAAGAAGUCCAAUCAAUUAUGAAAGAUUUAAUCGAAGACGGCCACAUACCCACUCUUGUCACGUACACAACUCUCUUAGCCGCUUUAACACUUCAGAAGCGUUUCAAUUCCAUUCCUUCCCUCCUCUCCAAAGUGGAAGCAAAUGGCUUAAAACCCGAUUCCAUUUUCUUCAACGCCAUGAUCAACGCCUUCUCCGAAUCUGGAAACAUCAAGGAAGCCAUGAAAAUGUACAAGAAAAUGAAGGAUAGUGGAUGUAAACCUACAACAAGCACUUUAAACACCUUAGUUAAAGGACUCGGGAUCAUAGGUAAACCUGAGGAAUGUAUGAAACUGUUGGAGAUGAUGACAGUAGAAGAGAAAGUGAAACCCAAUGACAGAACUUUUAAUAUCAUUGCUCAAGCUUGGUGCAGUCAGAAGAACAUCACAGAAGCUUGGAAUGUUGCUCAGAAAAUGGUUGCAUUUGGUAUAAAGCCCGAUGUCGUGACCUAUAACACGAUAGCAAAAGCUUAUGCUUUGAAUGGAGAAACAUAUAGAGCCGAAGAGAUGAUAUUUCAGAUGCAGAAUAACAAAGUGGCUCCAAAUAAACGAACUUGUGGGAUUAUAGUAAAUGGGUAUUGUAGAGAAGGUAAUAUGAUGGACGCUGUGAGAUUUAUAUACCGAAUGAAGGAUCUUGGAGUGCUCCCAAAUGAUGUCGUCUUCAAUUCGCUUAUCAAAGGGUUCCUUGAUGAUGCGGAUUCAGAUGGAGUUGAUGAGGCACUAGAGUUGAUGGAGGAAUUUGGGGUGAAACCAGAUGUGAUUACAUUCAGCACCAUUAUGAAUGCAUGGAGUUCAGUAGGAUUAAUGGACAAAUGUCAAGAUAUCUUUGAUGACAUGAUCAAGGCUGGGAUUGAACCAGAUAUUCAUGUAUUCAGUAUCUUGGCCAAGGGCUAUGUCCGAUCCGGUGAACCCGAGAAAACCAAAGGAAUUUUGCAAGUUAUGAAGGCAUCAAACGUAAGCCCAAAUGUAGUCAUCUAUACUACAAUCAUUAGUGGAUGGUGCAGUGCAGGGAAGAUGGAUCAUGCCAUGGAGGUUUUUGAUGAAAUGGGCAAAAUGGGUAUUUCACCUAAUUUGAAAACAUUUGAAACUCUGAUUUGGGGUUAUGGAGAAGCAAGACAGCCAUGGAAAGCUGAAGAGUUGCUACAGAUCAUGGAAGAGAAGGGGAUCAUUCCACAGAAGAACACUGUCGAACUUGUUGCAGAGGCAUGGCGUGCCAUUGGUGUUGAUAACGAAGUUAAGAGGAUUACAGAUCCUAUUGAAGAAGAUGACGAGAAUGAUGAUGAUGAAAUUGCUGAUUCAGGUAUAAAGUCAAGAAGCAGAAUCGUUGUAGAAAGGUCAAAAUUUUCACCAGAAAGCUUCAGUAGUGGCACAAGAAAGUCCAUAUUGUUAGCCCAUACUUGUCGAUUUGGGGUGAAACCCAUGUCAGUGUUUCAAAAGCAGGUGCAAGUUAAGAUGCAGGUUGCAUUUUAUGGGCACAUGAACACUUGCAAACUGGUGUUUUGAGGAUUACAGGACAGCAAACUGUGGAUAUGAAGCAAAAACCUUUUGAAGUUACAAAAAGAUUGCAUACAAAUUUCAGAAGCUGAUUUAUGGGGUUACCAAGAGUUUGUAAUCAAAAUACUGUGUAAUUUCUGUUCAAAAACAUGCAUCUAGAUUCACAGGCAGGCACAAACAUUACAUUUCGACCUCA
Cynara cardunculus var. scolymus (artichoke) is the source of this 2151-nucleotide messenger RNA. RefSeq names its product pentatricopeptide repeat-containing protein At5g21222. The transcript is spliced from 4 exons. The record is from RefSeq and is a predicted model, not a curated record. Gene Ontology annotation, molecular function: protein binding. The coding region runs from base 159 to 1964 and encodes 601 amino acids. NCBI's taxonomy places the organism in Eukaryota, Viridiplantae, Streptophyta, Magnoliopsida, Asterales, Asteraceae.